Salvelinus namaycush (lake trout) is the source of this 3116-nucleotide messenger RNA. RefSeq names its product tubulin, gamma complex associated protein 4 (gene tubgcp4). The coding region runs from base 761 to 2761 and encodes 666 amino acids. The record is from RefSeq and is a predicted model, not a curated record. Gene Ontology annotation, cellular component: equatorial microtubule organizing center; spindle pole; gamma-tubulin complex. The transcript is spliced from 18 exons. Gene Ontology annotation, biological process: cytoplasmic microtubule organization; microtubule nucleation; mitotic cell cycle. NCBI's taxonomy places the organism in Eukaryota, Metazoa, Chordata, Actinopteri, Salmoniformes, Salmonidae. Gene Ontology annotation, molecular function: microtubule minus-end binding; gamma-tubulin binding.
UUGUUGCAAUGCCAGUUGUCUAACAUUACCGUCUCUGUUGCUACUAGCUAACUUAUAAUCAGAAGUUAAUCCAAACAGAUCAUUCAGUGAUGAAUUUAACAUCAACCAGGUUAAUAUAUUUUACAUAGCUAGCCAUCCUCCAAUGUGGGUAGCUAGUUAGCUAGCAUUGAAUUAGCGUAAGACUUUAAAACAAACGCCGGGUAUUAGCCUAGCUAGCAAACACAACAAACGUAUGUUGGUGACUGCACUACGCCAACGUUAGCUUUAUUUGAGCAACAUAUAGCUUACUGGUUAACUAUAUCAUAGAAAGUUGCAGAAUAUAUUUUAUUGAUAGCAAAUAUACAGUUCAGAACGAACCUCAAGCUGUCCAGGCAGCGCCGUUGCUGUAUGAGUCAUGACCAAUGAUGCAAACAAGUUGGAUGUCGAACUACAACUUCCACACGAUUGCGUAACAACAGACACCACAGGUUUUUGACCAAAGAUAUAUACUUCGAGAUAAUUGAUAUAUAUGUUGGGGGUUUUAGAUAGCAAACAGUGAUCAUUACAGUAGCUAAAUCAAUCGUACAAGGGAAGAAAACGUUUAAUUAACUUAUGUGGAAACCAAAAGAAAGACUACAGUUUCCAUAAUUCUUCGCUCUCGUCAUUGAAACGUCAUCGGGUUGCGGCGGCGACAGGAUCGGCGGUGUUGUGAUUGAAUGAAAGGCUCAACACUGCAAUUUAUGUAAACUUUGACCUGAUAUCCGAUUUUAAUUUUAUUAAAAUGAUUCACGAGCUCCUGUUGGCGUUAAGUGGAUACCCUGGGACUAUAUUCACAUGGAACAAACGGACAGGUUUACAGGUCUCCCAGGACCUGCCCUUUCUCCAUCCCAGUGAGACCAGUGUCCUGAACCGCCUCUGCAAACUGGGAUCCGAUUACAUUCGCUUCACAGAGUUCAUAGAGCAACACACAGGCCAUGUCCACCAGCAGGAGCACCACUCCAUUCAGACAAACCAGGCCGGACUCAAUGGGGUUUACCUGCGGGCUUUCUGCACGGGACUGGACUCCAUGCUACAGCCUUAUAGACAGGCUCUCCUGGACCUCGAACAAGAGUUUCUUGGCGACCCACAUCUCUCCAUAUCUCAUGUGAAUUAUAUGUUGGAUCAGUUUCAGUUGCUGUUUCCCUCUGUUAUGGUGGUGGUGGAGACAAUAAAGUCCCAGAAGAUCCACGGCUGUCAGAUCCUGGAGACGGUGUACAAGCACAGCUGUGGAGGUCUGCCCCCUGUUCGCAUGGCCCUGGAGAAGAUCCUGGCGGUGUGCCACGGGGUGAUGUACAAGCAGCUGGCGGCGUGGAUGCUGCAUGGUCUGCUGCUGGACCAGAGUGAGGAGUUCUAUGUGAAGCAGGGGCCCAGCGCUGGAGGGGCCGCCGCCAACCAGGAGGAGGACGAGGAGGACCUGGGGAUUGGAGGCCUCAGCGGUAAACAGCUGAAAGAACUACAGGACCUGAGGCUGAUAGAGGAAGAGAACAUGCUGGCUCCGUCCCUGCAGCAGUUCUCUCUGCGGGCUGAGAUGCUGCCCUCCUACGUCCCCAUCCGUGUGGCUGAGAAGAUCCUCUUCGUGGGGGAGUCCGUCCAGAUGUUUGAGAACCACAACCACAGCCCGUCCAGAGCUGGCUCUAUACUGAAGCACCAGGAGGACAUGUUUGCUACAGAGCUGCACCGUCUCAAACAGCAGCCCCUCUUCAGCCUAGUGGACUUUGAGAACCUCAUAGACGGCAUCCGCAGCACCGUGGCAGAGCACCUGUGGACAUUAAUGGUGGAGGAAUCUGAUCUCCUGGGGCAACUGAAGAUCAUAAAGGACUUUUACCUGUUGGGCCGUGGUGAGCUGUACCAGGUGUUCAUUGACCACGCUCAGCACAUGCUCAAGACCCCACCCACGGCUGUCACUGAACACGAUGUAAAUGUGGCCUUUCAGCAGGCUGCCCACAAGGUGUUGUUGGACGACGACAACCUCCUGCCUCUCCUGCACCUCACCAUCGACUACCAGGGGAAGGAGAGCAAAGAUGCCACAGGGACCAGGGAAGGGGCCACUCCCCCACAGGAGUCCUCCCCCAGGGAGGUGCCCCCUACGGGCUGGGCUGCUCUGGGCUUGGCCUACAAGGUCCAGUGGCCCCUGCACAUCCUCUUCACCCCUGCCGUUCUGGAGAAGUAUAAUGUGAUAUUUCGUUACCUGCUGAGUGUGCGGCGGGUGCAGUCUGAGCUGCAGCACUGCUGGGCUCUACAGAUGCAGAGGAAACACCUCAAAUCCAACCAGACAGACGCUGUCAAGUGGAGGCUACGCAACCACAUGGCUUUCCUGGUGGACAAUCUGCAGUACUACCUACAGGUGGACGUGCUGGAGUCUCAGUUCUCUCAGCUGCUGCAGCAGAUCAACUCCACCAGAGACUUUGAGAGCAUCCGGCUGGCCCACGACCACUUCCUUAGCAACCUGCUAGCACAGUCCUUCAUCCUGCUCAAGCCGGUGUUCCACUGUCUGAAUGAGAUCCUGGAGCUGUGUCAUAACUUCUGCUCAUUGGUCAGCCAGAACGUGGCUCCGCUGGAUGAGAGAGGAACAGCCCAACUGGACAUCUUGGUCAAGGGUUUCAGUCGUCAGUCCUUCCUGCUCUUCAAGAUCCUGUCAGGUGUCAGAAACCACCAGAUCAACUCUGACCUGGCUCAGCUGCUGCUCAGGCUGGACUACAACAAGUACUACACCCAGUCAGGAGGCACCCUGGGCAGUUUCUGAUUGGGAGAGAAAAUGGAGGAUUUCCAGAGGUCUUGAGUAACAAGCAUUCCAGACCAUUUAUCUUCAAGUCGGAUGGAAGGACUUGAAAAUCAGUAUGUUGUUGCAUAACCCCAUUGUGUCCUGAAACGUCUUUGAUACUCUCUUCGUUUCAAUGAAUGUCCUGUAUGGUUCCUCUAGCCUGGUCCCAGAUCUGUUUGCUCUGUAUGAGUUGGCUAUACAGCACAAACAGAUUUUGAGAACAGGCUGUUUCAAUCAGAUACAAGCUCUGUUACUUACCCUAUUGUAUAAAUUGUAAAUACUGUAUCAUUAAUGUGUGCCUUUUCAUGAAGAAACAGACAAAUAAACCAUCAUUAAA